CAUUGUCAUCUAAGUUAUUCCCUUCCCUUUCCCUAAGAAGUAAGAACCGUCUCCUCUUAAAUCGCCAAUGCCAAUGCCAGUGCUGCCCAAAUCCUCCAAACAAUACCAGUAACCAUGCUUUCUGAAACAACUAAUAAGACAACCCAAUCAUCCUCCGAUGCAAACAAGCAUAAACCAUUUGAUCGUGAAGUGAGGGACAUGGUCAAUGCAAUUACAUCUCGUGUUGGGGAUUUACACAAGCCUGGUGCAUCCCAUCACCACCGCCAGACAGAGGAGGAUGAACACGGCAUAAGAAUCAUCACGCUUGCUGGAACGAACACUGGAGCAACAAUGCGGAGCGAGCUGGAUGAGAAAGGCACUACUCCUCAAGGGGUUUCAGGCGAUGACCAGCCUGAAGCAUUGGGUACCUAUGUCAACAGCAAUUUCCAAGCUGUGAACAACUCUAUAAUGUUUGGCAGCAGCUACAGCACCAAUGACCCCGGUGUUCAUUUGGACAUCUCUGACUUUUUUGAGCAACCCCAUGGCCAUAAACCAGACAGGCAUGCAAGGAAAGGCAAGAAAAAGGAAACGGAAGCUUUCAAAUCAGACCAACAAACUGAACACUCCGAUUGAAGACUUGUUGGAGGUUGCAGGCAUAUCCACUUGGUCUUUUAAUUACUAUAUAUAAAUUACACGCUAAUAACUAAAUUACUUUAAUUAAUACUAUCAGUGAUCUGCAUAUUGUUGCAGCUUGUUUGUAUUGUAUGUUCCAGUAUGUUUGCGAGUGUGAAUAAAAGUCCCACAGAAAACCAUGUGUGUUCGGUGCUUCAUUAUGUGUAAUCUCCAAGUAUUGGCUACAAAGUAUUAUUACUCUACGUUACCGUUUUGAA
This is a messenger RNA of Ricinus communis (castor bean), 869 nucleotides long. RefSeq lists its product as uncharacterized. Bases 115 to 612 code for a protein of 165 amino acids. Lineage: Eukaryota; Viridiplantae; Streptophyta; Magnoliopsida; Malpighiales; Euphorbiaceae. The transcript has a single exon. The record is from RefSeq and is a predicted model, not a curated record.